GCAGCCUAGUUUCCUAUCGUCGCAAAUACGAAUUUUGCUAAUUGAAACAGGCCAAUUCAUACAUGGAUCACACACGAUAAACAACGAUGUUAUCGUAAAUUGUUAUUGAAUCUGUUAACAGGAUAUAAACGACUAUUCAAUAUUGUGUCCGUACUGACCUGGAAUGGCCUGCGAUAAAACGUACAGUGUAACCUGAAUGGGAACAUGAACAGAGAGCAUGAGAAGAAUUCAGGGCAAAUAGUAUUACAUAAGAUAAUACGCGACCGAAAUGGUAGCCAAUCGUGAAGCCAUUCCCAGCAUGGAUCUGGAAAGAUAGCGUGCUGAGCGGUUACAGUUAUUUGAUUACGUAAUCUAAACACACAUUCACAACUUUGAUGUCCACAAUAUUGUUAUCGACUGUUGGGUGAUUUGAACCCGCGCUCUUUGCCCGCUGAAUGUGAAUUUCCCUAGCUAGCUAGCUGAAUAGCUAUCAAACACGUGCAUACUUCACUGCAUUUGGUGAUGAACUCCGAUGACUCGCACUGCUUGGCUACCAUGCUAUUGGCUCAAGUUAACCGGAGUUUGCAGCCAGUGACUCUUGCUGAUGGAUCCACAGUUUACAUCCAGUGUACCCCAGCAGAUAAUAAGUUCAUGGAUGGACAGCUCAUUCAGUUGGAAGAUAGAUCUGCAGCACAUUAUGUAUCAAAAACAGACGAGACCAGCAAGUGGACAAGUUCUCCACUGUGUGAUGUGAUCGGGAGUGAUGGUCUGAGACUGGAGAACGGUCAGGCUGUACAGCUGGAAGAUGGCACCAUUGCUUACAUACAGACCCCCAGAGAGACCUAUGGCCAGAAUACACUGCAGGCUGUCCAGUUGGAAGAUGGCACCACAGCCUAUAUUCAGCACACUGUGCACAUGCCCCAGUCCAAUACCAUUCUGGCCACCCAGGCAGAUGGCACAGUGUCAGACUUCAAUGAUGGCACCAUCGACCCAGAGACCAUCAGUGUGCUGGAACAGUACGCUUCCAAGGUAGAAGCUGAUAAGCCUGCCACUAACUCGGGUAUUAUGGAAACCGAUCAAGAUGAAACUGUGCCCAUGCAGGUACAUGAAAGGGUGCACACCAGUGGCCAGCCAUAUCUGUGUCAUUUCAAAGGCUGUGGGAAGAAGUAUGGUACAGGCUAUGACUUAAAAAGUCACCUUAAGACACACACAGGGGAGACACCUUACCGCUGCCAAGAACUGACUUGUCGAAGAUCAUUCAGGACGUCAGGACAACUCCUGGCGCAUGUCAGGACCCACACAGGUGAAAGGCCAUUUUCGUGUCCGUUUGAGGGGUGCGGAAGAACGUUCAUCGCCUCAAACGCCAGGAAAGUGCACAUUCGCAAACACACCGGCGAGAGGCCGUACACCUGUGCGGAGCCAGGCUGUGGACGCUCCUUCACCUCCACCGGCAGCUACAGGAGCCACAUUAGGAUCCACACAGGAGAAAAGCCGUAUCUGUGUACGGUCCCAGGUUGUGACAAGCGAUUCACCGAAUACUCAACCCUUUACAAACACCACGAGGUCCACAUACCGUUCAACCCAUACAGCUGCAACCACUGUGGGAAGUCCUACAAGACGAUUUCCUCCCUGGCCCGUCACAAACUCACUGCGCACCAAAACGCAGAAGUCAUUGAGGAGGAGCAGGAGGCCUACUUUGAAUCUCCUGCAGAGAAUCUUAGAAGCCAUUGAUGACCCCCCUGUGAACUUUAGUAUGACGGUUGAAGAGGAGGAGGAGCCUGGCACAGAACAGAUGACUGAAGCAGAGGCCAUUAGUCAGCAGCAUUUGGCUCCCCUCACACACAAUGGAAGUCAACAGUGAACAGCCCACUCUAGAAGAAGCCAUCAGAAUAGUAUCCAGGAAACAUCAAGAAGAAACGCAUGGAUUAGAAGAUUUACUCGUACUACUGUGGAGAAUAUUUGACUGGUCUGGAUGGGCAGAAGUACUGGAUACUGAUUUUACAGUGUUCUACAUUGAAGUUAAUGCUUAUGAAACAACAUCAUUAUUCAUUCAAUUUUGUACAUAGUUAUUUAAAAUAUCUGCACAAAGACUUUUGAAAGUCUUGAAAGAUGAUUUCGAAAAGUUACAGCAGGAACUUUUUUAAAAUCUUGGUGAAUACUGUAUUUUGUGUAUAUAAAUGAAACAUAUAUUUUACUUUGGAAUUUGUUAAAAAAUUAAAUAAAGGAUUCACACUGAUU
Messenger RNA from Osmerus eperlanus (European smelt), 2217 nucleotides. RefSeq names its product zinc finger protein 143a (gene znf143a). Lineage: Eukaryota; Metazoa; Chordata; Actinopteri; Osmeriformes; Osmeridae. Gene Ontology annotation, biological process: regulation of transcription by RNA polymerase II. Gene Ontology annotation, molecular function: DNA-binding transcription factor activity, RNA polymerase II-specific; RNA polymerase II cis-regulatory region sequence-specific DNA binding. Gene Ontology annotation, cellular component: nucleus. The coding region runs from base 502 to 1710 and encodes 402 amino acids. The record is from RefSeq and is a predicted model, not a curated record. The transcript has 13 exons.